Molecule: messenger RNA, 1193 nt
Organism: Populus trichocarpa (black cottonwood)
Lineage: Eukaryota; Viridiplantae; Streptophyta; Magnoliopsida; Malpighiales; Salicaceae
Molecular function (GO): DNA-binding transcription factor activity
Source: RefSeq, a predicted model, not a curated record
AUGAUAUUUGUUAAUGUAUUUACAGAAUAUGGUAUGACUGGAGAAAUAGUAAGCAAUAGAGCUAAUGAAGAAAGGUUAGAAAGUAUGGCUGAUAACAAAUUCAAAAUGAUUUUCCUUUUUCUUAGCCAUGGAAAGAAGGCAGCAAAAUCCCGACUCCUUCCUGGUAGGUAUGUUCUAUCAUCCGAGCCUGAUUUUUCCAUGCUGCCCGCAAAAUCCACAAGUUCUCCUAGCAAUUCACAUGGCAAUGACAAGCUUCGCAAAACUAGUAAAACCCUGGACGUGGUUUCCCACAGCCAGGAACUGGAUUAUAACAUCACUGAAGCAAUGGGACAAUUCUCACCACGAUUUAAUGAACUAGCUGAUUUUUCUGAUCAUACUCCAUUGCCAAAUCCUUCCCCCAUCAUGAUGGCUUCGUCUUCAUCUAAAACGCGGGACACGGCAAUUAUUUCACAGGUUUGUUUGUAUCCUGGAAGUGGUCGUCUCUCAUCUAGCGGUUCUCUUCAGUGGCGGAGUUCACCAAUUACGCCAAUGACUCGGUUAGGUGAGACCAAAACUCAAGCACUGGACUCCGGUUGUGGGCUUUAUGACAUUCUGGAAGACGGCACACCCGAAAUAUUUAAGGAAUCUCCUACCCCCGUCACAUCUGUUAAAGCAAGUUCUCCUCAUAAAAAGGGAGUUUCUCCUCCUCGUGGUCACAUCCAAGAGUUUCAAUCGAGCUCUUCAGCAGGCUUGAAAAGUGGGCGCAAGUUCGUAUUGAAGUCUGUGCCUUCUUUCCCUCCACUCACUCCCUGUAUCGAUCCCAAAGAUCGCACCCAACAGAAAUACUAGAAAAAUAGAUAUUUGUUAGUGGUGUUGGAUAUACUUCAUUCAAGGAAAGUACAUAUGCAGCUAUGAUCCGAAGGAUCAAUUUUGUGCCAGGUUCGGAUAUGGACCACAUAUGAUUCUUAAUUGAUAAGUUAGAUACUUGAUUGUCACAAUCUUUCUUAAGUAGGUGUGUCGCGUGACCACAGGUUCAGGGUAUACGUGAACUCAUGCAAGAGAUGCAGCCAGGCAUGAUCAUCAUACGCAAUCUUUCAUGUUUGCUCCCUUUUCCAUUUUCAAUUCGUAUCUUUCUGUUUUGCAAUUGGAUGUUUUUACUGUUGAUUUGAUUUCAUUCAUAGUUGGUGGAAGGGCUGACCUUGUUUGUUAAAGAA